Zychaea mexicana is the source of this 3753-nucleotide messenger RNA. RefSeq names its product Gryzun, putative trafficking through golgi-domain-containing protein. Lineage: Eukaryota; Fungi; Mucoromycota; Mucoromycetes; Mucorales; Lichtheimiaceae. The record is from RefSeq and is a predicted model, not a curated record. The transcript has 16 exons. Bases 1 to 3753 code for a protein of 1250 amino acids. Gene Ontology annotation, molecular function: protein binding.
AUGAACACGUACCCUGCCGAGUAUUUGCUCCACACUGUCCCUGUGCUCGCAGUUUACGGUCUUGGCGCGAACGCCACCACCGACUCAUCGUCGUCAGCUGCAGCGCCAGCACCAGGCGAUAGUGACACUACUAGUACUUCUUCACCACCACCAUCAGAAGGUCAACGAUCGUCAGCAACAACUCCAGCAAGUUCAAAUGCUGGACGUCACGCACCGUCGUCUCGUGCAGCCUUAGGUUCUAUGCUUCAAACUGUGUUCAGUAAUAAGCAACAGUUCUCACUCUAUGAUACACCACGACCAACAGCAGCUGGCCCUGGCACUACUAAUCCUACACCACCGUUUAAAACCAUUUUCGUUGACAAGGACUUUACACUUCCAGAACGAACGCCGAUCGGUCCUAACCUACCUCCACCUCAUUCGAACCUUUCACCGUUAUCGCACGAAUCGCCCCUUCAUCCAGAUGGUUUCAUGACACCAUUGUGGGUUAAAAAACAGCUGGAAACACCUAGUGUCGUUGUCGGGUUUUACGAUUUAUGGGAUUGGAGUCAGGAACCAGGAAGCCAACCUCGACCAAAACGAGAGACAGGACCUUUGGCGUCGCAUGUAUUGAUUGAUCCAACAGAGCGUGAAAAGGAUACUACGUUGGCACAUGAAAUCAAUGAUCGCAGAAAGUAUUUCCAGGAUAAGGGAAUCAAGUUUGCUGCCACGAUGAUAUUAAAACGCCAACAGACGGAUGAUCCUGCUGUCGAAGAGCGGUUGGUGUGGAUCCGAAAACAAUCGGGUAUGGAUAAUCGACACUCAUUCUUUGUAAUCGGUCCCGGUACACAGCAUGACGUGCAGGAAUUUGUGAAUAGCCUUUAUCGCGCCUUGCAUGAGCCAGCAGUUCAUUAUUACAGCAAUCGGAUCAAAAAAGCACGAAAGAAACGAUCUAAACUGCCAUCACCGUCCAUGUCCCCUCGCAUUCCAGAUACAAAUGAACCACAGCCGCUCUCUAUACAAGGAUGGAUGCUGCGUUAUGAUUAUAAAACUGGAUUAUUUCAAGAAAUUCGACAUGACAUCGAAGGAGCAAUAAAAUCAUACGAGAGCGCGUACACGCUAGUGGGCGAUAUGCUUGCACCAAAAUCAUCCAUUACCCCCGGACAGACUGGUUUGCCGAUACGUAGUAAGCGAUGGGAGGAGGCACGGAUGCUUGUUGAUUGUAUCAGUAUCAAGAUUUGUAGUUUCUAUCUUUAUAUGAAUGAUCCUUCUGGUGCUUUGUCACAAUUAAACGGACAUUUACAUAUGAUUCAGUCUUAUGCAUCUGUAUGGGGAACGGGCGAACAAUCCUUUGAGUAUUGGGCAUGGCUAUCGAAGCAAUACCGUAUCUUUGGCGAUCUUAUUGAAACUGCCGCACAACAUGGAUUCAAGAUACCUAUUCCAACAGCAUACAUGGCUGCUCCUGGAUCACCCAAUGCAUCUCAUCCACUGAUGAGCGGCGGAGGAGCAAGCUCCAUCGCUGGUUGCAACCCAGGUUCAAUUCUGCAGCAUCCUGGUUUCUACUAUCACUUGGCCGCCAUGUGCUGUGCAGAACGAAGACGUCGAUUUCUGGAAGCGGACAGCGCGACAGGAGGCGAUAGCAAUGAACCUCAAGCGACAGCAUGGGAAACGCUGCUCGCAAACGAACGACAAAUCGAUCACUCUGGAUUGACAAUCGAGUUGUUGACCAAGAGCUACGAACAGUUUAAAAAGUACAGAAAUGGUCGCAUGACGCUAUACUUGGCAGCUGAAAUCGCCGGAACGUAUUACGAAGCUGGCAAGUUCGAAAUGGCUCUCAAGUUUUUUGAACCUAUCGGCAAGACGUAUCGUAAAGAAAACUGGAACAUGAUCUUGACCUCAAUUCUUCGGUGGUCGCUGCGGUGUGCCAAGGAACUCAAGUCUUGGGAGCGUGCACUCGAAUGUUUGGUGGAGCUCAUGUCGAGCGACUUGCCAAUGUCUGAACAAAAGCGUCAGGAUAUUCAGACUGAAUUGUUUGAUGUGCUUCAUCGACAGCAACAAGAAAACGAGGAAACCCCAACGAUACCUAGGGCACUAGCGAUUCAAAUGGACCAGAUCAAUCCUAUGUUAUCCUGCCACAUUCAGUUUAAAACCAGAGCCAGUUUUGUAAAUACACCUGUUUAUUACCAAGUCGCUUUGAAAACAGGAAAAACGAGCCCACCAGCACCGUUUCGAUUGAAUAGCAUGCGGAUUCUAUUCAAUGAUUCACAAUACAAUAUGCUAUUGAUGGACAGCAACAGCGACGAUGACUGUGGGUUGGCGAGUGCAGUACGUGUUGAUUGCUGUCAUGAUCUGAAACCACAGACAGAAGGCGAAUAUGCUGGUUGGUUAAGCAAAGAGGCUGAUCUUCGAGUCACCAAAAAUCAAACCAAAGCUUUUGAAGGAUGCAUUAAGCCAAAGGAAUCUGGCGAACUCAAGAUUGUGGGUGUAUGUCUGGAUAUCAAAUCUCCACAAUGGCAUGUUAGCUUAAAUUACGAUAUGGACCACCCGAUCGAGGUCAAUAAGAACUUAUCCAGGAGAAAGUGGCUCGAGGCAUCCAAAGAUGGCGCCUCACCAAAGUUUACAUUUUUGGAUGGAAGUGGCGAAUUUAAUAUUAUAAAGAUAUCUCAGAGACACCCGCGUGUCAAGUUAAUUGCUGGCCAUGAUGCUCAAGCAUUACUUGAUGAACACUUUGAAUUUAACGUCACGAUCCAAAACCAAGAACAAGAUGCGAUUGAUGCCAAAUUACUAGUCGAGCUAAAGGAUACAGCAGGACAAGAUAGUAACAACAAGGAUACCCGAGAAUCUGUUGCAGAGGUUGCUUUUGAUCGUAUUGAGUCUGGGCAGUCAGCAACCAAGCCAGUAUACAUUCAUGCAGGGGAUAUGCCCGGCAUCCGCGUGGUAUCAUUAACGGCUCGUUAUCGCUCAGCGGAUGGCAAAGACCAACAGCAAGAGCAGUCAGAGUCUCAAUUCAUCGAGAAGCGAGAACUUCUGCGCAUUCCCUUUAGAUCCCCGUUCGAAAGCAACUUUAAACUGUAUGCACACAGUGACAAAUUGUCUUUUACAACAUCCUCACCUGACCUUGGCAAAACCGAAAAGUGGCUAAUCAAUACAUCUAUUCGUUGCUGCUCAGUAAGCGACCUUGAGAUCGAAAGAUUGGAGCUUAAGCAAGAGGUAUGCCAACUACUACUGCGAGCCUCAUGGACGGCAGGACAUGUUUGUGAUACAAAUUACCUGUUCCGAAUGGCAACCAAAGACAUGACGGAGCCUCAGCCAACCAUACCUGUGGGAUCUAUUAUCAUACAUUGGCGAAGGAGUGGCCAAGAUUCCCCCUAUUCACAAACAGCUAUGCCAAUGCCCACCCUCGAGUUUAGGCGACAAAGUCUUAGUGUUGUUGCAGAUGCUCCGGACGAUAUCCACGUAGGCGAACCUUUCAGGUUGACAUACACCGUCUACAACCCAACGGUUCAUUUGGCAGAAUACACAGCGUCUGUGGAACUCAGUGACGCAUUUGUGUAUUCUGGAUUGAAGAUCCUGAAGGACCGUGUGCUGCCACUCUCCCAUACGUCGUACAACUAUACUUGCUACCCACUGUUGGCAGGCAAGGUUCGGCUCCCGCGGCUCAAGGUGAUCGCCAAGCAGCAAGGUGUAGAAAAGGAGGUGCCCGUAGAAAUGCUGGGAGGAUCCGAGCAAUGGCCCUCACCAUUCACUUUUGUGAAUGCUCGUCGAUACUAUAAUUAA